Xyrauchen texanus (razorback sucker) is the source of this 1241-nucleotide messenger RNA. RefSeq names its product CD74 molecule, major histocompatibility complex, class II invariant chain a (gene cd74a). The transcript has 8 exons. The record is from RefSeq and is a predicted model, not a curated record. NCBI's taxonomy places the organism in Eukaryota, Metazoa, Chordata, Actinopteri, Cypriniformes, Catostomidae. The coding region runs from base 106 to 819 and encodes 237 amino acids. Gene Ontology annotation, molecular function: MHC class II protein binding; macrophage migration inhibitory factor binding. Gene Ontology annotation, biological process: antigen processing and presentation; intracellular protein transport; immune response. Gene Ontology annotation, cellular component: membrane.
UCCGUCAGACACAUCCUGAAAAGCGGGUUCUGGUGGCGUUUAAAACCCUGUUGAGACUCAGAGUGAAUUUCAUUUAGUGCUGGAGCUCAUAAACACACAGUUGGGAUGGCAGAGCAUCAAAACGAGGCGCUGAUUCAGCGCGUGCCGAGCGAGGAGACCAUCAUCCCGGGACCUUCACGGAACUCUAAUGGUAAAGCACUGAAGGUGGUCGGACUGACGGUUUUGGCAUGUCUUCUGCUGGCGGGUCAGGCGCUGACCGCUUACUUCGUCUGGGGUCAGAGAGAACACAUCAACGCUCUGAGCAACGGACAAGAGAAACUGAAGGCAGAGCUCACCCGCAAGGUGUCAGCUGGAGCUUCAAAGGUGAUGCACAUGCCCAUGAAGAGUCUUUCACUUCUGAAGGACUACAGCGACGAGACAUCCGACAAGAAACAGAGCGUCCCACUUAUGAAACUGCAGCCAGCUUUUCUGAGCCCGAGAGAGGGGAGCGGACUAGUGGAAGCUUCUAGACUGAUGCCAAAGAGAGUUCAUCAGCCCAUGAGGAGUAUGCCACUCCUGAUGGACCCAGAUGUAGGGAUGAUGAGCACACCUGAAGCAGCCAUUGAGCUGGAGAGCAGAUGUCAGCUGGAGUCGGUGAGGGAGGUGAGACCCGGAUUCUUCCGCCCUCAGUGUGACGAGCAGGGCAACUAUCUGGCCUUGCAGUGCUGGCACAGUACCGGAUACUGCUGGUGUGUGGACAAGGACGGCAAUGAGAUCAAGGGAACACGCGUCCGUGGAAGACCACAGUGUGGCUCAGAUGCUGACAUUCUCAAUGAGUGAUUGAGGUCAGUAUUUCUAGAAACGAAGGUUAUCUCCACCGACAACUAUGUGUGAUCUCCAACAAUAAAGUCAAGGAGUUUCUCCUAUCCUGAUCAACUACUAUUACUCCUUUAGUCAUUAGUUACUCUGUCCUGAUGGUAAUUCAGAUGGGAAUAUUUGGGUGAUCCAAUAAUCUUGCUACUUUAGAUCUCUUCUCAUGAUCUGUGUUUAGAAUAGAAACAAACGCAAUUAUAAUAUUUCUAAGAGAUUGUCUAACCCUUGUUCCAAUAGUCUUCUAUUGUGUAAUGUUAUUACUUUAGGUUUUCAUUUUUAACCCGGGCAUGUUCUCAGAGAUGCUAUUGAAUAUUAGAGUGAUUAUAAACCAGAGAGAGUGUAAAUAUGAGAUGUUUAAUAAACACAUGCUCUUUUCAAAUGUGAGUAAA